Messenger RNA from Cucurbitaria berberidis CBS 394.84, 1365 nucleotides. RefSeq lists its product as uncharacterized. NCBI's taxonomy places the organism in Eukaryota, Fungi, Ascomycota, Dothideomycetes, Pleosporales, Cucurbitariaceae. The coding region runs from base 1 to 1365 and encodes 454 amino acids. The transcript has 2 exons. The record is from RefSeq and is a predicted model, not a curated record.
AUGAAUCAAGCUGAAGAUGUCGAGGUCAUCCUCGGUCGUGAACGCCGUUACAAAUUCCACUCCGGUACACUCGCGAGGAGCUCCACGCUCUUCGCUGACAUGUUGACCGAACCCAAUGCCGCGAAGCUCAACAGCCGCGCGAGGAACGCCGGAAUCAAGGUUCGCUGGAUGAUUGAGCUCACUCGCUUGCCGUGUAGCCAGUAUCCGGCUGGAUGCCUUGAGCUCGUGGAUCUCGCACCAACAGGCGAGCGCGCCGAUGGUCGCUCCGGCAUGGUCGUCAAUGAAAAUGGGCGCAUCCCCAAAGCACUCAAGGCGUACGCCCACUAUGAAGCCGUGUUGUACGCCUUCUACGGUAAGGAGCUGGUCAUCGACGACGAGAAUAUGUCCGCUGCUCUGUCAGACUGUUUCCAGCUGCUCGUGGUUUCCGACUACCUUGGAUGCACCGGCCUAGUCAGGAAACCCAUCGAAGUCGCCUUGUUCAAGCAUGGGCAAGGCUUGUUUCGUGCCAUCCAGGGUGCGCCCUGUAGGUGGGUGGAAUUAGCUUACCGGAUCAGGAGUGAGUUGAUAUUCAAAGAGUGUAUGAUCCAUCUUGUGGGCAACUGGAAAAAAAUCAAAGAAAAUAAGUCGGUAGACAUACUACUCCACACCGUCCCGGGUCUACGCGACUUGAUCGAAAAGUACCACCGUGUCCUAGUCGCAAAAUGCAAACAGCUUGAGGACGGCUUCACGUCGUACUACCCCCCCAGGAUGAGACUUCCUGUCGACGACCUCCCUAUCAAGCGCGAAGCCUACGCCAAAGACAUACUCAUAUGGAUGGCGCUGUCAUUCUUCCGGCAAUGGAUCGCCCAGCACCUCAACAUGGAAGAGGGUCGUCAUAGCCAGGAUUGUGGAUACGGACUGUACAAGCAGAUUGGAACCGCCGGCGAGUCCUAUAUGGACAAAUCUAUCAUCAACCAAUUCCACACACAUUUCCCCAUGACGAAAAAGGCAAUGAACGUGCUGGAAAACCAUCUCUUGGAGAUCAAGGAGUGCAUGAAAUCCAUUGUCAACCAGCACGCUAUCCUCAAGUCCAACUGUCAGUUGGAUGUCAAUCGGUUUCCCGUCAAGUAUUUGACGUGCACGGCUUUUCAACGUAAGGACUAUCCAUGGCUGAACGCCGAGGUGCCGGCGAAAGUCGUGCCGGCGAAGCGCGAUUACAAGCCCGGUGGCAACGAGAUUGCACGUCAGACUUUGGAUACGGCGAGGAUGUUCCAGGACCAAAGUUUGAGUGUGGAGGCCUCGGAGGAAAGGGAGGAGGAUUUUGAGGAGAGCGAUACGGAGGAUGUUCCUACGACUUCGAGAACUAAGCGUACCAGGAUCGGCUAG